UGCUUCACUACUCAAUACAAGAGAACAACAACAAACACUGGAGUGGCUUUGAAAAUAUUAUGAUCUCGGUCACCAAAAACAGUAACAGGAGAAUAAUGUCUUCUCUGGAAUCUGAGGUUGUCUCUGUUCUUGAGAUACUCGUAAAGACAACGGUAAAUGAAAUGGCCAAAGUCAUGGAGUUCUCAGGCAUAACGUUACUUCCAAAAACUCACGACAAAUGUGUCACCCUGGACUUAAAGACACAGCUGAACUCUGUGUUGGAACGUAAUGCAAAGGAAGCAGUGGAGAAAAUAUGCCAGCUUUUCUCUGCCCUUCUGCACAAAGAAAUGAGUCCAAGAGCACAGGAUGAGUUGAAAACAAGACUGAAGCAAGCUGAGAAGCAGCAGAAGACUCUACAAGGAGAGACUAAUCUAAGUGACAGUUGUCUUCAAAGAAGUCAGUCCCCUGACCAGCUUACUCUAGUCUCUGCGGAGAAAAUCGCCAUUGUUGUGAGCUUGGGACAGGAGGAGAUAGUCGAGACUGACCAUGAUGAAACACUCACUAAAACACAGAAGACGGCAGUCAAUAGGGCAGAAAAGUCAGCUGAUUGUUCAGAAAACAGCAAGCAUCCUCAGUUCGUGGUGUUGCAGGACUAUGAUGCUGAGGACAUCAGCUGCACUGAACUAAACAAUACUAAAAACUCCUCUGGGACUCAAGAUGAUGCGAAAGCAUCUAGAAGUUUGAGUGUGUCAAAAACCAGAGGUGUGCGGGUGAGCCGGCAGAAGAAAGGUAAAACACUCAGCUGUAAACAAUGUAGGAGGAAAUUUGACUCGGUUGUUCUGUUGAGAGCUCAUCAGGUCGUUCAUGUGGCGGCAGAGAAACCCUUUAGCUGCUCGCAGUGUGGUCGGCGUUUUGGAAGUAAAGGCAGUUUAGAUGUACACCACCAGCUUCAUAAUGAUAAGAGCCCUUAUGUUUGCAAUCAAUGCGGCAAGACCUUCACCGAACACAAACAGCUGAAGGGUCACCAGAGGAUUCAUAACGAAGACAAGACUUUCACAUGUCACAUUUGUGGGAAGUCUUUUAAUCAAGCUUACUGUCUCAAGAAGCAUCUGGUCGUGCAUUCGGGAGAGAAGCUGCAUAAAUGUGACCAAUGUGAGAAGAGCUUCAACUUUCGCAACAACCUACUUCGCCACAAGAGAAUCCAUACAGGCGAGAAGCCGUUCACCUGCCAGACGUGCGGACGAAGUUUCAACCAGCUCGACUCGCUGAAGGCACACCGUCUGACUCACACCCGCGAGAAACCACACAAAUGCAAAACGUGCAAUCAAGGGUUUGUCCAGAAGUAUCUACUCCGGCUGCAUGAGGGAAAGUACGCAGGACAAAACGGACACCCCUGUUGUGUAUGCGGGAUAGUCUUGGGUUGUGUAAACACCCUAAAAAUGCAUCUGCCGAUUCAUGAGGGACAGUUGCCGGUCAGUUGUACAGUGUGCAGCGAGACCCUUAGUUCCAUCAACACCUUGAAAACUCACCAACACAAACACUCUGUGGCUAACAAACACAGCUGUUGUUUGUGUGGAAAGACCUUUAAGAGUGUGGCCGGUGUGAAAACUCACGAAAGUAUUCAUACCGGAGAAAAGCCUUUUAUCUGUUCGGUGUGCGGGAAGACAUUUCGGCAGCAGAACUGCCUUAAGGCUCACCUGACCUUACAUAGCGGUGAAAAACCUUUUAGUUGUGACGCAUGCGGGAAAGGUUUUCCCACCUUGGGAAACCUCCGUCGACAUCAGCGCAUACACACCGGAGAAAAGCCAUUCAAAUGCGCCGAGUGCGGGCGGGAAUUUAACCAGUCGAAUUCGCUCAAAGCUCACAUGCAUAUUCAUACAGGAGAGAAGCAGUAUGUGUGUGACAAGUGUGGGAAGAGUUUUGCUUAUCUCAGAAAUCUGAGGUCUCAUAAAUGUGUAUAAAUUUAAAGGGAUUAUUCACCUGAAAAAUAAAAUUCUGUCAUUGUUUUACUCUUGAUAUGGUAAACACCUUUGAAGUAUACUGACUUUUAUUGUAUUGACAAAAAAGACAUUUCUAAAAGUAUCUUCUUCUGUGUUCUA
Molecule: messenger RNA, 2078 nt
Organism: Carassius carassius (crucian carp)
Lineage: Eukaryota; Metazoa; Chordata; Actinopteri; Cypriniformes; Cyprinidae
Product: gastrula zinc finger protein XlCGF57.1
Exons: 4
Coding region: 60-1940 (626 amino acids)
Cellular component (GO): nucleus
Source: RefSeq, a predicted model, not a curated record